ACAGAUUUACUUCAUUUCCCCUGAAUAUUUUUGCUCAAACAGCUUCUUCGCACGGGGUAUUGAAAGGCAAUAAACAACGGUUUAUCACUGUUUUGCAUUCCCAUUUAAACAGACAGGGUCUGCAGUCAAUACAAAUAUGUCGCACACAAUUUUGCUUGUCCAGCCGACCAAGAGACCCGAGGGCCGCACAUAUGCUGACUAUGAGUCAGUUAAUGAAUGCAUGGAAGGUGUGUGCAAAAUGUAUGAAGAGCAUCUGAAGAGGAUGAAUCCUAACAGUCCAUCUAUCACUUACGACAUUAGUCAGUUGUUUGACUUCAUUGACGACUUGGCAGACCUUAGCUGUCUUGUCUACAGGGCUGACACCCAGACUUACCAGCCAUACAACAAAGACUGGAUCAAGGAGAAGAUAUAUGUCCUGUUGCGGCGUCAGGCUCAGCAGGCAGCAAAGUAAAGGCAAGAGUGUCCAGUUGUCCUGCUACACACAUCAGGAAGGAGUUUGCGCUGCACUACAUUUCAACAGCGUCGUAAAGAUCUGUGUUUAAGGACAACAUUGUCAGUUUCAUGAAGGGAGGGUUUUCAUAUAUACUGUACAUUGGGAAGGGCAGAGGUUGGAAUUUUGGGGUUUAUAUAGAGAUGGAGUUGCCCUUGGCAGCACACACAUUUGUAAUUUUGUUACAUCAUGAUGCGAGUGGGGCUAACAGCUGCAAGGACUAACUUAUUAAUGAAGAGGGAUCCCACAGGCUAGAUAAAAACCUUUUUUUUGUUUGUCAAAUUUUUAGUAAUGCGCAUUCAUUUUUCUCUAAAAGUUGUCUUUUUUUAAUAUAUACUUUUUUUGGACAGUUGGAUUUGAAGAUGUUUUGGAUUUUGAGUGCAGGUACUUCAAUUUUAAAGGUCCAGCAAGUAGAAUUUAGUGGCAUCUAGCAGAACAGACUUGGCAGUAAGUUUUAACCAUUGUACAAUCGCCUAAAAUAAGAACCGUGUUUACAUUACCUGAGAAUGAGCCCUUUAUAUCUUUAUAGAGAGCAGGUCCUGUUCCACAGAGGCUGCCAUGUUGCACCGUUAUAUUUCUGCAGUAACCCAGAAUGGACAAACCAAACCCUGAAUCUUGAGAGGGCCUUUUGUGUCUUUUGUGAAUUAUGUGACUACCAUAGGUUCUUCGACAGGGGGAAAGGGGGAAAGACUAUUCAGUUGGUUGCAAUCUACAACCUCAUCGCUAGAUGCCUUUAAAUCCUACACACUGGUCUGUUAAAUUACAUUGUCUUCAAACUGAACCUCUGAUGCUAAUAGCCUUUUUUCAUGUUGUUAUUAUGGUUUCUAUAGCCAACCAUCAUUAUGUAAAAUGCUGUUUUUUGUAAACCUGUUUUUUUUUUUCAUAGCAUCUCAUUUCAACUAUAUAUUGCUGUUUCCUUUUGAUUUAAACAUAAUAAAGUAUUGUUUUCUGACUGGUCUCCACUCUUGAAUACACAGCCA
This is a messenger RNA of Scomber japonicus (chub mackerel), 1470 nucleotides long. It is a transcript of the gene erh, whose product is annotated as ERH mRNA splicing and mitosis factor. Bases 137 to 451 code for a protein of 104 amino acids. The transcript has 4 exons. NCBI's taxonomy places the organism in Eukaryota, Metazoa, Chordata, Actinopteri, Scombriformes, Scombridae. The record is from RefSeq and is a predicted model, not a curated record.